UACGUCUGAAAUCUGAAUAGUUUAUCAGUGUCACACACACAUUUAACAAUCAACAGUUUCUACUGCUUAUCAUAUUUAGUCUCUUUAGCGCGACAAUUAAUAUUAAAACUUGUUACUUUCAUGAGGUUCAUUUUAUCUAAUUUCUAUACAAGUCUGAUAUGAUACUUUAGAUUUAAAACCAGAAUAAGUCAUUCCGGACCCUGUUUUUUUAAGUUUAUUACUAUGCAGUGCAUUUGCAGGCGUGUAUUUAAACAAAAUAAAAAUUACAAUCGAACCAUUACCACCAGCGUGCCUGAUAUACGAAUAUAUGAGGUUGGACCAAGAGAUGGGCUUCAGAAUGAAACAAAAUUUGUACCAACUGAAGUCAAAAUUGAGCUAAUACAUAAAUUGGCAUCUGCUGGUUUGAAAAAUAUUGAAUCAGCAAGUUUUGUUAGCCCAAAAUGGAUAAAACAGAUGAGUGAUGGUGUACAUGUUAUGACAAAUAUUAAAAAGAUACCAGAUGUUAAUUACCCUGUGUUAGUUCCUAAUUUAAAAGGAUAUGACAUUGCUAAAAAAUGCAAUGUGGAAGAAAUAGCAAUUUUCCCAGCUGGCUCUGAGGCUUUCUCUCAAAAGAAUCUCAACUGUUCGGUCAAGGAAGGACUGGACCGAUUCAGGGCAGUAGCUGAACAGGCUGUGAAGGAUGGUCUUCGGGUCAGAGGCUAUGUCUCAUGUGUAGUAGGAUGCCCUUAUGAGGGACCAAUUAGCCCUACUGCUAUAGCAAAGGUAACAGAAGAGGUUUUAUCCAUGGGAUGCUACGAAGUGUCGUUAGGAGAUACCAUUGGUGUUGGAACAGCAGGGUCAGUUCGGCGACUAAUGAAGGAGGUCCUUCAGGUUGCGAAGCCCGAAAACCUGGCUCUCCACUUUCAUGAUACCUAUGGGCAGGGCCUAUCAAAUUUACUAGCAGGACUUGAGUUUGGCAUCAAAACUGUGGAUUCCUCAAUCUCUGGUUUGGGUGGAUGUCCGUACGCCCGGGGAGCCAGUGGUAACCUUGCAACUGAAGAUCUAGUCUACUUCUUAUAUGGUUUAGGGGUCAAUACGAAUGUUGACCUUGUGAAACUGGUCGAAGCUGGCCGAUACAUUUCUAACUUCCUUGCGAAGCCUACAGAGUCGAAAGUCAAUCGAGCUUUAGGAGACAGAUUCAGCAAUCAUCUAGAUGUUGUCAAAAUUGCUGCUUGUAAAACAUAAAAUAUAUUAAAUGAUUUAUAUGAACAUUUAUAAUAUGUAAAUAACAAGGGAAUUGGCUGAUUGGCUUGAACUGAUUGUACAACUCGGCUCAUAAGUAGGAAGAUGAAACUUAUUCCAUAUGCUACACAUGGCAUGGCGAAUCAUUAGACAGAGUAUUGUGAUAUGUAAAUAUAUUUGCAAAAUAAAAUUACAGAAAAAUCAAGUGUACGUCGGUCAGUUAUGUUUAAAUGUUUUUAUUGUUUAACAAUAAUAUUUUAUAUGCUUUUAUGUUUAUAUCUGUAUUUGCUAUUAUCGCUUUUGAUGAAAAUAAACAAGCACAAAACACAAUAAAAUAUGCAUCACU
Messenger RNA from Pieris brassicae (large cabbage white), 1567 nucleotides. It is a transcript of the gene Hmgc, whose product is annotated as hydroxymethylglutaryl-CoA lyase, mitochondrial. The record is from RefSeq and is a predicted model, not a curated record. The transcript is spliced from 6 exons. Lineage: Eukaryota; Metazoa; Arthropoda; Insecta; Lepidoptera; Pieridae. Gene Ontology annotation, biological process: ketone body biosynthetic process; L-leucine catabolic process. The coding region runs from base 223 to 1224 and encodes 333 amino acids. Gene Ontology annotation, molecular function: hydroxymethylglutaryl-CoA lyase activity.